ACCUAUUCAACUUUCACCCGGUUCCCUCCGCUCUAGAGCAAGGCCAAUGAAAGCGCGGCACUGGCUCCAGCUCAAUCUGAUUGGUUCUGUGUGUGAGUGAGAGAGACAACGAUGGCGAGCGAAAUGUGGUAGGUAGGCGUGUGUGUGAAUCCGAGGAGUGCUCUGGGAAGAUGGCGGCGGCCGCUGCUGAGAGUGACACUGGGGGUGAGGUUGGCGGUGUCUAUCAACAUCACGCGCAGCAAACCGUUUGCGCCUCGCGCGCGAAGUAUCGUGAGGGGCGCAGGCCUCGCGCUGUGAAGGUAUAUACUGUCAACUUAGAGUCUCGAUAUUUGUUAAUUCAAGGUGUCCCUGCCUUGGGUGUGAUGAAGGAAUUAGUUGAACAGUUUGCAUUAUAUGGCACCAUUGAAGAAUAUAAUCCAUUAGAUGAUUAUCCAGCAGAAGAAUUUACAGAAGUUUACCUAAUCAAGUUUCAAAAGAUACAGAGUGCAAGGAUAGCCAAAAGAAAACUGGAUGAACGGAGUUUCUUUGGUAGUUUGCUGCAUGUGUGUUAUGCUCCAGAAUUUGAGACUGUACAGGAGACAAGAGAAAAACUACAAGACAGAAGGAAGUACAUAGCUAAAUUAACUAGUACCAAAGAUCAAUUACGGGUAAAGAAACAGGAUUCUAAUGCAAGUUUUCGAAAGAUCUUUCAGCCGGAUACUUCUGAUCCUCAUACAUCUGAGAUUGUCACGGGUAACUGGAAUCCAUCUGCACGUGUUCAUCAUCCUUCCCAAUCGUUUUCAGUGUCAACUCACAGUGGAUGUGUAGCAUCUCCUUCAGGAGAGUACGAUUGGAGUGUGCUGGAAGCACCUCAGUAUGCUGAACACUGUGCUGAACCAUCUCUUGGCUUGAGUCAGAAGACACAAAUGACUCAGCAUCUGCCGCAAGGAGUACACAACGGACCAAACUAUUGCACACUGCAAAGAAAGCUUCCUUGUGUCAAUGGACUUGGCAGAUUUAUGCCUCGAACAACUCAGUUGCAAGAACGAAAGAGGAGACGAGAGGAAGAUAACAAAUUUGCCCUUUUUGGAAAGGACACUAUUAGUAAAGAAAUUAUUAUUGGCCCAAGGCUACCAGAAGCACCUAAAAUAGACAUGGAGGAUGAUUCACUAAAUACAUCAGCAAACUUAAUUCGAAAUAAACUUAAGGAGGAUGGCAGCAAGAGUGAGGUAAUGAGAGGAAGUGGUAGUGACAGGCGGACGGCAUAUGGCUUGCUGGUAAGCCACAAAGUAUCAAUACAGGCCCACUUUGCAAUGGAGAAGACAAGCCAUAUUAAAGAACAGUUGUGGUUCCUGUUCAAACUCCAGAAUUAUCUGAGGAGAAGUCAGCAAACAGUCAAACACAGCCAACAGUAAAGCAGAGAAGACGAAUAUAAAUAUUACUGGAAACAUUUUCUAUACACACAACUCUAAACAAAUACAGUUAUGGCUGUAUACAAAAGAUUUUUGUACAUUCUAUUUAAUAAACUAUCAAUUUAUGUA
Hemicordylus capensis (graceful crag lizard) is the source of this 1520-nucleotide messenger RNA. RefSeq names its product RNA binding motif protein 48 (gene RBM48). Bases 171 to 1394 code for a protein of 407 amino acids. Gene Ontology annotation, molecular function: nucleic acid binding. Lineage: Eukaryota; Metazoa; Chordata; Lepidosauria; Squamata; Cordylidae. The transcript has 6 exons. The record is from RefSeq and is a predicted model, not a curated record. Gene Ontology annotation, cellular component: nucleoplasm.